GUUGCAGCCAUGCCCUGCGUCCAGGCUCAGUAUGGCUCCUCGCCCCAGGGGGCCAGUCCUGCCUCCCAGACGUACACGUACCACCCCCCCGGCGAGUACAGCUGCGACUUCCUGACCCCCGAGUUCGUCAAGUUCAGCAUGGACCUCACCAACACCGAGGUCUCGGCCACCACGGCCCUCCCCAGCUUCAGCAGCUUCGUGGACAACUACGGCUCGGGCUACGACCUCAAGCCGCCCUGUCUGUACCAGAUGGCCCCCCCGGGAGAGCCGGCCCCCGUCAAGGUGGAGGACGCGCAGGUGCAGCACGGCUACCCGCAGCAGGGCCACGUGCCCCCGCAGGCGGACGACAUGAUGAUGGCGCAUUCGGGCGCGCUCUUCUACAAGCCCUCGUCCCCGCACACGCCCCCGACGCCCAGCUUCCAGGUGCAGCCGAACCCCCUGUGGGACGAGUCGGGACCGCUGCACGGCUUCCACCACCACCAGAACUACGUGGCGGCCGCGGCGCACGUGAUGGAGCAGCGCAAGACGCCGGUCUCGCGCCUCUCGCUGUUCGCCUUCAAGCAGUCCCCCCCCGGCAGCCCCGCGUCCAGCUGCCAGAUGAGGUUCGACGGCGCCCUGCACGCGCCCGCGGGGCCGGACGCCCACGCGGCGCAGCGCGCUCUCGAGGCGCAGGGCUUCGCGCUGCAGGGGGCCGUGAGGAAGCAGGGGGGGCUCGGCUUCCCGCACGCGCUGACGCUGCCCCACGGGCACCCGCUGAUGGAGCGGCGCGCGCCGUCGCCGCCGCCGCCGCCGCCGCCGCGGGGGUCGCCCUCCCACGAGGGUCUGUGCGCCGUCUGCGGGGACAACGCCGCGUGCCAGCACUACGGCGUGCGCACGUGCGAGGGCUGCAAAGGCUUCUUCAAGCGCACCGUGCAGAAAAACGCCAAGUACGUCUGUCUGGCCAACAAGAACUGCCCCGUGGACAAGCGGCGGAGGAACAGGUGUCAGUACUGCCGCUUCCAGAAGUGCCUCACCGUGGGGAUGGUCAAGGAAGUCGUUCGGACGGACAAUCUAAAAGGUCGAAGGGGCCGCCUGCCCUCGAAACCCAAGACGCCCCCAGAAGCGUCGUCUCCCGUAACGCCAGUCAGCCUCAUAAGUGCCCUGGUGAGGGCUCACGUGGACUCGAACCCAUCCAUGUCUGCGCUGGACUAUUCCAAAUUUCAGGCCAACCCGGACUACCACAUGGCCGGAGAGGACACCCAACACAUCCAGCAGUUCUACGAUCUCCUGAUGGGCUCCAUGGAGAUCAUCCGGGGCUGGGCGGAGAAGAUCCCGGGGUUCACAGACCUCCCCAAGCAGGACCAGGACCUCCUGUUCGAAUCGGCCUUCCUGGAGCUCUUUGUUCUGCGACUGGCCUACAGGUCCAACCCCAUGGAAGGGAAGCUUAUUUUUUGCAACGGGGUGGUCCUGCACAGACUGCAGUGCGUCCGUGGGUUCGGCGAAUGGAUAGACUCCAUAGUGGAAUUCUCCUCCAACCUGCAGAACAUGAACGUUGACUUGUCGGCGUUCUCCUGCAUAGCAGCCCUUGCCAUGGUAACAGAUAGACAUGGGCUGAGGGAACCCAAGAGGGUUGAAGAAAUUCAAAACAAGAUUGUAAACUGCCUGAAGGACCAAGUGACAUUUAACUGCGGCAGCCUGAACCGCCCGGGCCACUUGUCCAAACUGUUGGGGAAACUGCCCGAGCUGCGCACUCUGUGCACCCAGGGCCUGCAGCGGAUCUUCUACCUGAAGCUCGAGGACUUGGUUCCUCCUCCGGCCAUCAUCGACAAACUCUUCUUGGACACACUACCUUUUUGA
Messenger RNA from Scleropages formosus (Asian bonytongue), 1836 nucleotides. Its product is annotated as nuclear receptor subfamily 4 group A member 2-like. Gene Ontology annotation, cellular component: nucleus; transcription regulator complex. Gene Ontology annotation, biological process: regulation of transcription by RNA polymerase II; central nervous system neuron differentiation; dopaminergic neuron differentiation. The coding region runs from base 10 to 1836 and encodes 608 amino acids. Gene Ontology annotation, molecular function: nuclear glucocorticoid receptor binding; RNA polymerase II cis-regulatory region sequence-specific DNA binding; zinc ion binding. The transcript has 6 exons. The record is from RefSeq and is a predicted model, not a curated record. Lineage: Eukaryota; Metazoa; Chordata; Actinopteri; Osteoglossiformes; Osteoglossidae.